AUGCGUAUCUUCAAGAACGGUCGAGUGUUCACGUCGGCCCGCGACGACGAUACGCUGCACGACGCGCUCGUCGUCGACGGCGACCAGGUCGCGUUCGUCGGUCCGAACCAUGAAGCCGAGCGUAUCGCUGGCUCCCAAGCCGAGGUGGUUGAUCUCCGAGGACGCGUCGUCCUCCCCGGCGUCCUCGACGGACACAUCCAUACUCUUCAAUUUGGCAGUUUCCUAACCCGAUUCGUCUGUCUCGGCAAGACGGCUGCCGAGGUACAGGACCUUGUGCGCCAGCGUAAACGCGAGCAGCCCGAUGCAAAGUUCCUUCUCGGCGCAAGCUUCUUAUACGACACCCUGGGCGUUUCGCCCACCAAGGAGAUCUUGGACCAGGCCGAGCCCGACACACCCGUGUUUAUCGACAGUGCAGACCUGCAUAGUUGCUGGGUCAAUUCUGCUGCACUCAAGGUUCUUGGAAUCACGAAGGACACGCCCGACCCGUCGGGCGGCGAGAUUGAGCGCGACGCAAACGGCGACGCUACGGGAUUCCUCAAGGAAAACGCCUUCCACACCAUCGUGUGGCCGUACCUCUCGGAAAACACGACUAAGGAUGAACGCAAGGCAGCUCUCAAAUUGUCGUUUGAGGCGUUCGUCUCCACAGGCGUGACGGGCGGCGUCGACAUGGCUAUGAUGGAAGACAGCCUCGAAGCGUUGGAGGAGAUAUAUGACGAGGACGGCCGCCUGCCGAUCCGUAUCAACGCGCAUUGGUUCAUCAAUAGUCUUGGAACGCAGGAGGACCAUGCGAAACAAGUCCGUCGGGCGGCGGAACAUCGCGACCGUCUGAAAGAUAAGGCAAAGUGGCUCAACGUCAUUGGAAUCAAGACCAUCUCGGACGGCGUCGUCGAUUCAUGUACUGCAUACAUGAAGGACCCGUAUCCCGACGGCAGCAAGCCCGGACCCAUCUGGCCCAAGGAUGACCUGACCAAGGUCUUCAUCCUUGCUGAUUCUUUAGGUCUCCAGAUCGCAUGCCAUGCCCUGGGCGACGCGGCGAGCGAGCAGGCCCUCGACGCCUUCGAAGCUACCUACGAGGCCAACGGGCCCAAGAACAGGCGGCACCGCAUGGAACACCUCGAAAGCAUCACUUCCGACAGCAUCAAGCGGCUCACGAAACACGGUAUCGUGGCCAGCUUGCAGCCCCUCCACGCCGAUCCGGUGUACAUGGCCAACUGGCGUAAGAUGCUCGGUUACGACGAGCGUACCGACCGCGCCUUUCCUUGGAAAGAGUUCCAGGAGGCCGGCAGUCUCAUCAGCUUCGGUACCGACGCUCCAGUCGCACCACACCACCCCUUCCCGAACCUCUACACCGCCACCACACGCAGGUCGGGCGUCAACCCUAAACUGCCCGACCCUACCGACCCACGGCUUAUCGCGAUGGAGAAAUUCUCAUUCCCCCUCGCCGUCAGCAUCCGGCAUUAUACUGCUGGCACGGCGUACAGCACGUAUCAGGAGGACGUGUAUGGUAGCCUCGAGAAGGGGAAGAGCGCCGACUUUGCGAUUGUGAAUGUUGAUCCGUUCCGGGACGGCGUCAACACCCUGCGUGAGGCGCAGGCUGGCGUCGACGAGACGUGGAUCGGGGGUGAGCGUGUGUGGCAGCGCAAGUAG
This is a messenger RNA of Cutaneotrichosporon cavernicola, 1647 nucleotides long. RefSeq lists its product as uncharacterized. The record is from RefSeq and is a predicted model, not a curated record. The transcript is spliced from 4 exons. Gene Ontology annotation, molecular function: hydrolase activity, acting on carbon-nitrogen (but not peptide) bonds. The coding region runs from base 1 to 1647 and encodes 548 amino acids. Lineage: Eukaryota; Fungi; Basidiomycota; Tremellomycetes; Trichosporonales; Trichosporonaceae.